UGUUCCAAUCAUUAAGUUCUCGAACUAUAAUUUCUAUCUAUUUCUCAUUUCCUACAGUUUCGACAUUUUUAUCAUAAAUUUUCAUACAUAUAAACUAAUAUUACGAAUGUUUUGAAACGAUAACAUUACUACGAGACAUUAUUUUCUUUUAAAUAAAAAAUAUCGUCGAAGUACACUUAUAAAGUGAUUAAAUAAAAAAACAUAUCGCGGCAAAACGUAACUUCCGUUAAUAAGUUAAAGAAUGAUGAAAUGACGUAGACAUCUUUUGUGCCGUAACUCGUGUCAAUAGAUCUCGUAAUGUACGCGAGCGUAAGCGUACCUGAGCCAUAAGAUAAAGGGUAGAGUUCCUCUUAGUGAUAAAGUAAUCAGUCAUGUUUUUCUAUUGUGCAGUAAUCUCAUUAAUAAUAAACGGCGAAUAGCAAUCAAAAUUAAUAUUGCCUUUUGUCGUUUUUUUUUUUUUUUUUUUUUAUAAUAUUGCGCUUUUGUGAUUUUUUACUUGAAGAAUUCGGUGAAGAAACGGUGCACUACAUAUUUUCCACAAAAUGAUGCAAUUUAUGUUAUUGUUCAGUCGUCAAGGGAAGUUACGCUUGCAAAAGUGGUAUGUUGCACAUCCAGAUAAAUUGAAGAAGAAGAUCACGAGAGAAUUAAUUACUACAAUACUUGCGAGAAAACCAAAAAUGUCAAGCUUUUUAGAGUGGAAAGAUGUUAAAGUUGUUUACAAAAGAUACGCAAGUUUGUAUUUCUGUUGUGCGAUUGAGCAGAAUGACAAUGAAUUGCUUACUUUAGAAAUUAUACAUCGUUAUGUCGAGUUACUGGAUAAAUAUUUUGGCAGUGUAUGCGAGUUGGAUAUAAUCUUUAAUUAUGAAAAAGCAUAUUUUAUAUUGGACGAAUUACUAGUUGGCGGAGAAAUACAGGAAACAAGCAAGAAGAACGUGUUGAAAGCCAUUGCAGCUCAGGAUUUACUACAGGAGGAGGAAACCCCACAAGGAUUUUUCGAAGAUCACGGAUUGGGAUAAUAUUUUUCCAAAAGUUCUAUUUUCUUUCCAAUUCUUUCCAAUUGGCAAGACAUAGUAGGAAUUUUCUGUCAUUCCAGGACAUUGAUUGCAUUGUAUGUGUAAGCUACUAUUUUACUUAAACUAUUAAGAAUCAAUAACGCAAAAAAAUCUCCUAAGAACGUUAUUUUCAUGUUCUCCUAGUAAACGUUAUUUUCAUUAUAUACAAUAUUAAAGUUAUUAACAACUUCUGUCAAGAGAUAUGUUAUUCUACUAUUGAAAACUUUUCAAAGAUUUAAUUAAGUUAAAGAUUAGCGUAAUAUGCGUGUUACGCUAAGUCACCAGUCAGUAUUUCUAAAUUAGGUACACUGUCGUUUUACAACUAGCAAUGUUACAUAUCAAGUAAACAAAGGAAGACUUGGCAAUGAAUUAUUUUACUUAUAUUCAUUAUCAUAAUUUUUCAAGCUGUUUACAUUUUAUUUCCAUACCGAUCUAAUGACUGAUGCAUCAUUCGUAAAAUGUACUUACAAAUAAUUAUUAUUAUAUCGUUUAUAAUUAAUUAAUGAUUGCAUUUAGAUAGACUGCUCUGUUGGACCUUGGGUGCAUAAUUAUAUUUAGUUAGCCCGUGUAAACGUGUAUAUAAAUAUAAUAUAAAAGUUAUACAGAUUCUUUUUUCUCGACAAUUUAGAAGUAUACUGUUGGUGAUCGCAUAGACGAAUUUAUAUUUAAGACUAUUGUUAUCGAAUACAUAGUGAAUCACAAUUAAAUUUUCAGAUAUUUGUUAAUUAUAUGUUUCAAUAUAUACUUCAAGUAGAUUUAUCAUGUUUUAUCGUUGUAUCAUGUUAUAAUUUUCUUCUUGAGAAUAUAAUGUUCUCAUUAAUCUAUCUAACAAAAAGGAAGGAAAAUGAUAUGUGACUAUCUAACUAAUUGAUGCUAGUUAUCUACAAGGGGCACAUAAAAAGUAUAUGAUUAUCAAAGAUUGCUUCAAAUUAAACUGUUUGUAGGGUACAGGUAACUCCUGCUAUACGAAUUCUUAUUUUACGAAAAUAUGAUAUAUCUAAAAAAUCCAUAUUUUAUUCGACAUUAUUAUUAGUAUUGUCAACGAUGGAGAAAAAUUAAUUGUGAGGGGUAGAAGAGAUAUUUGUUACAUUGCAUUUGCGGAAAGUUUACAAUUUUUUUUUUUUUUUUUUUUUUUUUUUAUUAAAGAGGAAUGGAUUGGGCCGAUAAUUAAUUCGUAAAAAAGGGAGCUAUCUGUAUAUUGAAGUUAUUCUUCGAUUUAACAAUGACAAUAAUGAUACAUACGCACGCGCGCGCGCGCGAGCACACAGACGCACACACACGCACCCGCGCGCGCACACGCAAAUAUACAUAUACUCAAGUAUUAUCUCACAGUAUUUAGAUAAACGAUUAUGUAACAUAUCGUUUGGAUAAAUGAUAGCUAUCAGUUGUCUGAUUUUCUUCAUUAAACGCAGUUAAUUAUAACGUAGAGUUACGUAACAGGACUGCGAAUUAAAAAGUGCAAACUGAUUAGAACCAUCGCUGAAAUGAAAGAAAUUCGAAUAACUGUACAAUUUGUAUAAUUGCUUUGUAGCAAAUAUUCGUAAAUGGCUCCUUUAAGCCAUUUAACUCGUCGAAAUCUUGAUCGUUACACGCCUAUUUUGUGAAAAUGUUUUCACGAAUUAUAAUCGUGUCAUCAAAAAGAAUAAGGGAAAAAUUGAUCGUAUAAUAUCAAAGGAGAGUAUGAUAUGAAAGUUAGAAGAAAGAUACGAUAGAGAAUGUAAUUUAUAUUAUUUUGAUUUAAUCUCGUAAGAUUUCAACUUUAAAAUCUACUUCAAACGCAGAUAUUUUUCGUUGCAGUGUAAUCAAAAAUAGGUCAGAAAAUAUUUUAUAUCCUACGUUAUCUAUCAUCGACUGCACACGUUUAUAAAGAAAUAUGCAAAUUGAUAGGAUAACAUUUACCGAUGUUAAAAUUGAAAUAUGUAUGUAUUUUAUGUUAAGAGUAGAAAAGUAUAUGUCACAUUGACAAACGAUGCUUUGUGCUCCGUCCAUAAUAAAGGAAACAAAUAUAUGAACAAAUA
This is a messenger RNA of Vespula pensylvanica (western yellowjacket), 3070 nucleotides long. It is a transcript of the gene AP-1sigma, whose product is annotated as AP-1 complex subunit sigma-2. The record is from RefSeq and is a predicted model, not a curated record. Gene Ontology annotation, biological process: intracellular protein transport; vesicle-mediated transport. NCBI's taxonomy places the organism in Eukaryota, Metazoa, Arthropoda, Insecta, Hymenoptera, Vespidae. Gene Ontology annotation, molecular function: clathrin-cargo adaptor activity. The transcript is spliced from 5 exons. Bases 543 to 1016 code for a protein of 157 amino acids. Gene Ontology annotation, cellular component: intracellular membrane-bounded organelle; AP-1 adaptor complex; membrane coat.